Molecule: messenger RNA, 2328 nt
Organism: Bursaphelenchus xylophilus (pine wood nematode)
Lineage: Eukaryota; Metazoa; Nematoda; Chromadorea; Rhabditida; Aphelenchoididae
Source: the annotation of a GenBank genome assembly
AUGAAAGGCCUUCUGCUCCCAGUACUUGUUGUUCAUCUUGCUUUUGGGCUUGAGAUCCAGUUGGAAAAAGCAUCACGAGGGGACUUCUACGCCUACGUGGGGAACAUCUCAGUUGGAGAACAACAAUUCUCCGUAGUCUUUGAUACAACCGUCUCUGCUUUGUGGAUUCCAAAUCAAUCAUGCCCCAAGGACCUUUGCGAAAAGAAGAGCACGCUUGACCCUUAUACGAGGGGUCUAAAUCAGUGUAAGUGAAAGGCACAAUCUCGCGUUUUAAGCCGUAUUUUUUAAAAUCGUAUUUUAAUUCUCACAUAUUCUGAAUCAGAAAAAAAUUUUUUGAUAUAUGUUUCGACUUGUAACUCCAUACCCCAUAGAAGCGCUUUCGUUGUAAAAUAAAACGGUUUUUAGGCUUUGGCUAUAUCGAUGUUCCAUUCCAAGGAGACCAAAUUUCCGCCGACUGCUAUAGCGGCCCCAUCAAAAUAAAACAACUCGAACCCGCUAACAUUACGUCUCCAUAUGUCAUGUUUGGUCUCGCCGACCGAUUCCCGUCGUCCUACAAAGAUUUCCCGUACGACGGAGUCUUUGGAAUAGGCCCUGGAAAAGAAGGAUAUAUCCUAGAGUCUCCCCUCCGUUCACUAAUCCCUCGGAGCCAGAACAGAGACUAUACGUUCACAACGCUCAAGAUUUCCCGACCGGCUUCGCACAAGACUCCGGAUCAAAACAAAAGCUCAGUCAUUGUUGGGUCUUACUUUGAUCAUUGCGAAUACGUUCGGCCUUUCCACACGCUUCGAGUACACACCGAAGGAUGGGAGUUCAGAGUGGAUCGACUUAGUGCCGGUCACAGAACUAUUAAUGGAUCCUGGAAAGUAAGUGUCGGAGUGGAACUGUUUGUAGCCACGUCCCGACUUUUCGGGUUGACGACUGUUCUGGUCAACCAAUACAAAAUCGAUCUAUACGGGGCGUAGAGCUGCUGAAUAUCCAAAAAAAGGUUGUAGGAAGUGCCCAUGAGGUCUGGCAAUGCCGGUGGAUUGUCCGCUGACGCCCGGCGAAGGCAUGGCAGAGGCUUGACGAAGACUUGCACUAUGUCCACUUUUAAUAAUUUUAGCUAUUACUAGCGUUAGUUUUCUUUAUCCAGUACCCGAUCAAUCUUAUUGUUUCUACUAACUAAGGCGUUUCCAAGCCUCCCCAUGCAUGCAACGACGAAUCGAGGCGAUCCCUAGCAUAUUUGCCCAUCCGCAGAGGAAAAGCUGCAUAAAUUCGUCAAAGGACGAGACAUUUUACCCCUCAGAUGGCGACAAUCCAAGCAAUAGCGCUAGAAUUAUGUCCAGAGUAUAAAAAAGUAAAAAUAACACAAUAUUCCGCAUAAAAACAACAAAGUAUUCUUUAACGUUAUCAAGAAAACUUUUCUUGUGAGAAAAAUAUAUUUUUCUCCUGAAACGGAACGCCAAGAUCAAGAAGGAUCAGGGAAGAUUCGCACUUGAAGAUUUUUUUCGAUAUUCCGGCCCUUUUCUCGGCGGAUUCUGCAAAGCGCAAGGUAGGAUGCUCGAAAUCGAAUAAGAAAAUUCCAAUCUUCAGCUAUGCCGAUUUUUAUCUAAAUCUGAGCGUCGCACCUCAAGUAAUUCCCUUUUUAGUAGAAGUAGGAGCUUGUAGGAAAGUAAUAUAAAGUGGCUAUGGGUGUUCGUCGCGGACGAGUCCCCGCACCCUAUCUUAUCUUUAUAGCUUAUAAACAGUCAGUACGUCGAGAAGGGGACGAAACUCCCUGUUUUAUUACAGGUUUCUACUUUAGAAUGUAGUAUCAUCUGUACUAGACCAUGUAGUGCAGAAGAGUUAGCAAAAGUAUAGCAGUACUUUUAGGUUUAGGGUUUUAGGUAAACUUUGUGUUUUUAGGUAACAUUUUAGUGUUUUUGGUAGCAUCUCAUUCCAUUAUGUUUUAUACAGUUUAAAAUUAACAUGAACAAUUGUUUGCAGGCGGGUCUCGACAUCAACACUGACUUUAUCCACUUGCCGAGCCGCGUUUUUCAACUCCUUGUAAGAGAGUUGGGCGCAAAGAAUGUGGAUGGAAAAUUGUCUGUUCGCUGCACUGUUAAUUCCAAAGUUAGCAUCAAUAUCGAAGGCAUUGACUACAGAAUUCCAAUCGACGAUUUGAUGGAAGUAACCGCGGGUGAGCAAUGUAUCCUGAAGAUCAAAGAGAACAAGUCAGAAAACGGAUGGGCCUUCAGGAUUGGGACACCCUUCCUCUACAGUAGAUGCGCUGUCUUGGAUCAUCGUUACUUCGAAUACAGAUCUAUCGGAUUCCCGGUUAAAACCAGAGAGAAAAGCGAACUGAAUUAA